CCGUCAUGGGUGGCGAGCCACCAACACCAUCGCACGUCUCAAUCCGCACCCGGCUGCCGACCAUACCGCCUUUCCUUUUUCCCCUACCGCAAUGCAGCUAUGUGUCGUUUCCGCUUUAUUUUUUAUGGCCGAGCGCUGCAGCGGUGAGACAUAGCGCUCUCCCUCUAAUGUUGACUUGAGAUAUUGCCGUCUCUAUCGCGCGCCGCGCGGGGUGAGGGGCCCGCGGCUCGUCGCCGGCUGGUGGGGUCCGGUCUCUCAGAGUUGACUCGACCGCCGCCGCUAACGCACGCGUUUCUGUUUUGUGUUCCGCGUACCGGAGGCAUAGAGUAGUUAUUGCUAGAAGCGUUUCGUGACCGCACUGUGAAGUUUACAAGUGAUCGUAAAAGUUAUCUCCCAAAUGGUGGUGCUUGAAGACGGUGGAAUGAUGACUACUAACCCUAACCAAUAUCUACAACCUGAUUAUUUGACGCCUCUUCCUUCCUCUCAGUUGGAUUCGAAGAAAAGUCCCCUUGCGCUCUUAGCGCAAACUUGCAGCCAGAUCGGUGUAGACUCUACGCCAAGCAAACCUUUGCUGCCGCCGCUUGACAAGAAGAAAGUGAAUAGUGUUAACAGUGAUACAAUGAUGCGUUCUUCACCAACAAAUACCGCGAGCAAACCGGACAAGCCGCGCUCCACACCGGAACAUAACAAACAUUUGGCUUUCAAACCUUAUGAAACAAAUGUUGUCUCCAAAAAACCAGAAGAAAGGCCUUCGUCUAAAGCUAGUUCCGAUAGCUCAGAAGAUAAGAAAUCCGGCAAAAGCACGCCUGGCCGCAAAUCUACGCCGCCCUCAACUGAGACAGGAAAGAAUAGUCCUUCUCACGAACCUAAGUCUUCUCCUGCUGGCUCUUCCGGAACUAGCCCUAUUAUCCGCUCCGGAUUGGAAGUAUUAGGACACGGAAAGGACCACCUCGGUGCAUUUAAGAAUUUACCUGGAUUACCCGGAUUCAAUCCUCUUGCCGGACUCUGUUGCCCGCCGGGAAUGGAACAACACGCGAACCCCGCGUUUAGGCCACCUUACGCUGGUGCCCCCUUCAGUGCUCACCAUGCUGCGAUGUUGGCGGCAGCUGCUGCCUUCCCAGGAUCUUCACCAAACCCCUACCUCGGAUACGCACGUGUCAAGACCCCCGCUGGUGGUGAAACCCUUGUGCCAGUUUGCAAAGACCCCUACUGCACUGGAUGCCAAUUCUCAGUAAAUAACCACCAUCUACUUAUGAGCAAUGGAUCAUGCCCCGCUGGUUGCACACAAUGCGAACACCAAAAGUACAACCUUGCAAUGGCUAUGGCCCUUUCCCAGCAGGGGGCCGCUGGAGGCAUCCCGUACCCACAACUUAGCCGCCCUUACGUUUGCAAUUGGAUUGUGGGCGAAUCGUACUGCGGAAAGAGAUUUGGAAACUCUGAGGAGCUUCUCCAGCACCUGCGGAGUCACACUACUGACGGCUCGACCCCCGCGUCUGCGGCGUCCACUCAGGCCUCGCUGAUGAACCCUCUGAGCCCGCUGUUCACGACGGCGGGCUUGCGCAGCGCCUACCCGACGGCGCCGCUCAGCCCGCUGUCCGCCAGCCGCUACCACCCGUACUCCAAGGCUGGCCUGCCGGCGAGCCUGGGCGCCUCUCCCUACGGCGCCUUCAACCCUGCGCUGGGCCCGUUCUACUCGCCCUACGCGAUGUACGGCCAGCGGCUCGGAGCCGCCGCCGUGCACCAGUAAACCCAGUGAAGUGCAAACCUGGACUACUCGUCUAUGUUGUAUUGUCCAAUUUUCUUCUGUGAUAUCGAUAGACUAUUCAUGUUCUAAGGCGCGACCCGCCAUGACAAAUUUAGUGAUUAGUGCAAUUUAAGUAUAGUAAUUUAUAUUAAGUGGAGACGCCGUCGGCGCGCGGCGCUGCGACAAGUGAUGUUGAUUACGGACUGUACAGCCAAAUGUUUUGUGUAAAUAAUCUCUAUGUUUAAUAUUAAAUGAAUUAUUUCAAAUAUAAUAUCUACCUACCAAUCUAAA
Molecule: messenger RNA, 2035 nt
Organism: Trichoplusia ni (cabbage looper)
Lineage: Eukaryota; Metazoa; Arthropoda; Insecta; Lepidoptera; Noctuidae
Gene: noc
Product: zinc finger protein Noc
Exons: 2
Coding region: 398-1747 (449 amino acids)
Biological process (GO): negative regulation of DNA-templated transcription
Cellular component (GO): nucleus
Source: RefSeq, a predicted model, not a curated record